This is a messenger RNA of Eptesicus fuscus (big brown bat), 2802 nucleotides long. RefSeq names its product NME/NM23 family member 8 (gene NME8). The record is from RefSeq and is a predicted model, not a curated record. Lineage: Eukaryota; Metazoa; Chordata; Mammalia; Chiroptera; Vespertilionidae. The transcript is spliced from 16 exons. Bases 86 to 1903 code for a protein of 605 amino acids.
CACUGCUUCCCGAUCAGCACCCACAGAAAGCGCAGCAGGAGCCGGGCCACACCCCGCCCCCGCCGCCCGGGGGCCCAGGGGAUAAAUGGCAGGCAAAAAGCGGGAAAUCCAGUUACAGGCUGUCAUCAACACGCAGAGCCUCUGGGAGGAGAUGCUGCAGAACAAAGGCCUCACAGUGAUCGAUGUUUACCAGGCCUGGUGUGGACCCUGCAAAGCAAUGCAAACGUUAUUCAGGAAAUUGAAAAAUGAGCUGAACGAAGACGAAAUUCUGCAUUUUGUUGUAGCUGAAGCUGACAGCAUUUUGACCUUGCAGCCAUUUAGAGAUAAUUGUGAACCUAUUUUUCUUUUUAGUGUUAAUGGCAAAAUUAUUGCAAAGAUUGAGGGUGCAAAUGCACCACUUGUUAAUCAAACAAUUAUUAACUUGGUGAAUGAGGAGAGGAAAAUUGCAGCAGGUGAAAUGGUUCGCCCUCAGUAUCAUGAAAUUGCACUUAUAGACUCAAAUGCAGAUAAUGCCAGGGAAACAUCCAAAGAAUCUAUUGACCGAAUAUUCAGUAUUGCUAUUAUCAAACCUGAGGCUAUGAAUACUGGAAAAACUGUGGAAAUUAAAGAAAAUAUUGUCAAUGCAGGAUUUGUCAUAGAAGCAGAAGAUAAUAGAGUGCUCACUGAAAACCAAGUGAGGGACUUCUAUAGUCAAAUAGCAGAGCAGCCUGAUUUUGAAGAGUUUGUCUCAUUAAUGACAAAUAGCCUAAGCUGUAUUCUAGUUGUAUCUCGAAGCAAUGAACUUACCUUGGAAGAGGAAACUAUAUUUGAAUCUGAGACUGAACCGAAAGAACCACCUGAGGAUCAACCUGGGAUGGACACACCUACACUGGUGAAGAAGAAGUGGGACAGCACUUUAGAAGAAUAUCUGGAUAAAGAAAAUAUACAUCAGUUUUGUGAUGUUGAAGAGGAUGUAGAUAAUGUUAAUAAGUUUAUUGAUAUCUUCUUCCCUGAUUUUAAAAACAUAAAAUUAGAAAAGAUACUGGCAUUACUUCGACCAGAUCUCUUUCAAGAAAAGAAAGAGGAUGUUUUGAGUAUUAUUCAAAAUGAAGGCUUUCAAAUACUGAUGCAAAGACAACUGGUGUUAUCAAAAGAAGAGGCACAAACACUGUGCAAGGAAUAUGAAAAUGAAGAUUAUUUUGAAAAUGUGAUAGAAAACAUGACCAGUGGUCCAUCUCUAGCUCUUGUUUUAGUAAGAGAAAAUGGUUUACAACACUGGAAAGAGUUAAUUGGACCAAGUACCGUUGAAGAAGCUAAACAAUCUCAUCCAAACAGUUUAUGUGUACAAUUUGCAAUGGAAAGUUUGCCUAUCAACCAGUUGUAUGGAAGUGACUCAUUAGAAGCUGCUGAAAGGGAAAUCCAGUAUUUCUUUCCUCCUCAAAACACUUUAGCACUGAUUAAACCUCAUGCAACACAUGAACAAAGAGAGAUGAUCUUCAACCGUAUUAAAGAGGCUGGAUUUGAAAUAACACAAAUGACGGAAAUUCUGCUACUCAAAGAGCAUGCUGACAAAAUUUAUUAUAAAAUAGCACAUAAAGACUUCUAUAACGGUGUAUUGGAGAUGUUAUCUGAGGGUCCUUCUUUGGUCAUGGUUCUGAGCAAGUGGAAUGCUGUUACAGACUGGAGACGAUUGAUGGGUCCCACAGACCCAACUGAAGCAAAGUUGUUGUCCCCAGACUCUAUCCGAGCCCAGUUUGGAACGAGUCCUUUGAGAAAUGUUGUCCAUGGAUCAUCUAAUGCCACUGAGGCAAUAGAAGCAAUUCAUAAUAUGUUUAAAGAGAUUGUUCCUGAGACUCCUGAGACUCCUGUGAAUCCUGAGAAUCCUGUGAAUCCUGAGAAUCCUGAGAAUCCCGAGGAAAACUAAAGUACAGUACCUCUUUAAUAACUGUUAUUUCCUUUUCUUUGGUUGUUACAGUGACUGGGUCUAGGACAAGGUUGUUCUGAUCAGAACAUUCCUAUGUUCCUGAAUUAAACUAUUUUCUGCCAGACAUAUUACAUUGCUCCACAGCAACCUUGAAGCCUCAAAGCCAAACCUUGUGCAGGGACCUGGGACAUAGUGGAGUAAGCAAGCCAUCCUUGGGGUUGCAAGCCUUUGUAUCAAGCUAUUGGUGCCAUCUCUCAGGACAGUCUCAUGAAGUCCCUCUCCUUUACUCCCCUCCAUUUAUCCUCUUUGAAUUGUCAAAGUCUCAUUAAGCAGUCUCAACUCUAUUCAUUAUUUGGAAACUCGGAACCUACUAACUACCUGUGGGUGAUAUAUGAUAAUGAUAGGAUAUUAGAAAUGAUAAAGCAAAAGCCAGUCAUUUCUAUUCCUUGGCAAAGAGCUACUUAUUUGGGGAGCAUGUGGAUUGAAUCUGCUUAGUUACUGAUGGAAAACUUGAAAACUUUUCUCUCCUCGGCAAUGUGGGAAGUGGAGUAUAAGAUAGGAGACUUUUGCCAUCAAACUUACUUUCUUUCUUUCUUUUCAAAGAGCAGUUUCACAGUUGUACACAUGUAUGGCUUUGGAGGCUGACUUCAAUAUGACCGUACAGACUCUUCACAUGUGCAGUGUUGUCUCCAGCUGAAUGAGCCAAAUUGAGAAUCCAUCCCCUGAGCAUAAUGAGAAAGCACCGUGAAAUGGAGAAAUCCUUCCACACCCAUUCAGGUUCCUCAGGGAAAGAAGAGUACAUCAUUCUCUUAAUAGUGUCAUUUAGUCUAUGCUUUCUCUAGAUGUAAGAACAUUGUAUCAAAACAUUAAAUGCAAAAAUAAAAGUAAAUUCUGGCAUA